CACUUUCGUUUUUUUCUUUCUUUCAGUCUCUCAAGUCUGAAGCCGCAACCGCCGUUCUUUCAUUAACUAUCAACCCAAACUAGCUUUUUGAAGCUGAUGAUGUCGUUCGCUUGAAUGUGCUGUCGUUUCUUGUAAUUCCAUUUUAAUUUUCCAUAAAUUAAUUUAAUUUUACUUAGACCGAAGUGUAGACUGUAGACAGUAAACCUUCGGAGCCGGAGCCCAAAAAUGCUGAAGUUCCUAUCAAAAGUGAGGAUCGAAUUCAAUGCUUUGGACCCUCGCACAGCCUCGUGCUUGGAGUUUCUGGCGCAGUGCAAUGCCCGCAAGGCCAAGGAGUCCAACCCCGCUUGUCAGGUUCUUGUCAAGCGCCGUACCGACGAUGAGCCACCGAAGAUCGCCGUAACCUUCGUUAAUGGUGUCGAGGAGGUCUUUGAUGCCACUUCCACGCCAGCCCAGAACAUUAGGAACAUGAUUCUCGAAAAGGGUCAGCACCUCGAGACCGAGCAGAUGUUCCGCGAAGCAGGGGAGUCCUGGCCCGUUAUCAUCCCUGAGGAAGAGAUUCGUCAAUACGCCCCCGGAACCAAGCCAAGGAAAGCAGAAGAAAAGAAGCAAUAAUUGUAGUUUUGGGAUGAUGAGAAGAGGGGUUUGGUAUUAGUCAAUGAGAUUGGAUUAUAUUAUAUAUCAUGCUUGUAGAAUUGAACCUUGUUCCCUCUUCAAGUUAUAGACAAAUAAAACUGAUUGAAAGGCAAAAGAGCUGAAGUUUUUUCUUUUUUGGUU
Messenger RNA from Humulus lupulus (European hop), 774 nucleotides. RefSeq lists its product as uncharacterized. The coding region runs from base 226 to 612 and encodes 128 amino acids. NCBI's taxonomy places the organism in Eukaryota, Viridiplantae, Streptophyta, Magnoliopsida, Rosales, Cannabaceae. The transcript has 2 exons. Gene Ontology annotation, cellular component: mitochondrial large ribosomal subunit. The record is from RefSeq and is a predicted model, not a curated record.